GGGUUAGGCAGUAAUAAAGGCUUUGCUUUUUUCUAGUUUCUUGUAAAACAAUGAACGUCUUUGACUGAAGACCGUUUUAAAUUCAGGCGAGCAGGCAGUUUAGUUGCCUCGCUCGGCGGCGACUCUGUCGCUUUACUAGGUUUGCUCUAGAGCAAAGCGAAAUGAACUUACUCUCGUUCACGUUUUUAUGAACAGACGGCGUCUAAACAGACUGAUAUCAAGAAAUUCAUUUCAAUUUUGCAUGAAAUAGAAAAGGACCAUGACGGACAGCAGUGAUGCAGUGCCGUUUAGCGGAUUCCGGACGAUCGUAACCUGUGUUGUCGAGCUGCAAACAGAGUCGCGUUUAGGCGACUGAUUGGCACUCUUGAUUGGGACACUUGCUGCAUAUAUAUAUAAGGACCUACAGUUCCUCAAGCUGCGCUGUGGGGACAUGGUGGGAAGACUGAAUUUGCACAAUGUGUCUGACGACCAUCUGCUGGAUAUGAAUUUCACAGCUGAGCGAGCGCUUGACAGCCCAGACUCCGGUCUGCCACCUAGUCCAAGUCCAAGUCCCUGGCUCCUGCCGGUCAGCAGUGAGAAGGGCAUCGGGAGCGCUGUCUCGGAGGACGAGGGGAGAAGCUGCUCAACUGUUCCUUUUAAGCAGGUUAAAGGUAUUCCCCAGCUGCACCCGUUCUCCUACGGCGAGGGAAUUGAACUCGAUCCUCUACCACCAAAAGAAAUAAGAUACACGUCUUCCGUGCGCUAUGACUCGGAGCGCCACUUCAUCCAGGACGUGGCUCUGCAGCCGAAGGGUUUGGGUCUGGAGUCGUGCAGCCAGACCGUCUUGGCUCUGUCUCAGAGCACCUGGAGACGAUAUAAGACCCAGCUGGAGUUCCAGCCUCGUCAGCGGGUGCAGCGGUACCGGAGCACCACCAUAGUGUACCCCAAAUACGCUCAGACCCUCUACACGACCCAGCUCAGUUAUGAUGGACGGAAGCUGGCCAAACGCUUCCUGUCCAGUGUGGAGCUAGAGGCGUCUGACUGUAGGGCCACUCAGUGUUGAAGGGGAAUUGGCCCAUCAGAGAAUCCCUACGACAAAAUGUCCGCGUUACCCAUUAUGGACCACUGCCCACAGUGAGGCUGAUCAGAUCUGGUUCAAUGCAAGUGGGUGGGUUUCCUAACUUUUUUUUUUUUUUUUUUUUUUUUUUUUUUUUUUUUUUUUUUAAAGCAUGCUUUUAUGUUUGUUUUAGCAGAGAUGGAGUGUCGUACUGCUCUGGUGUAGAGAUUAGUUUUAGCAAGUGUCUGGAAGUUUGGGCCGUUUGUAAUGAUGUUGGUGCACCAGUGUAUCAUAUUCUCUAAGUAAGUCCUGCAGCCUCCUCAGUGACUCGAGAUCUGUCAGACUGUAUUGCUGUGGGUUCUUAAAUGCUGUCGCAGAUGUUUGGUUGCUGUGGUUUUAACGAGUUUAAGAUUCUGCACAACGACGUUCGUCUGUGCUGACUGAAGGAGUUAUUGGUUGUGUUGUCUCUGUAACAGCAUACAGCUGCAUGUUACAUAUGUUACACCGCGCAGACACAACCGAUGGAGGCAAGCUGGUUUUAUGCAGCACUGGUGAAAAGGAUAAAUGAGCCAAAUUCAGGAUUUAAGUUGGAGGACUUUCAUUCUGGCUUCUUUGACGGAUAGCCAAUUUCCAAUUGACAUAUCGCAGGGCUCAAAAAUCUGCGUGCUCACUUUGAGGUUGGUAACAGCGCUAUGAAACAGGGAAGUGCUGGAUAUUUUGCACAGUGAUGACGAGAAAAGACCAUAUGGAUAUGGGUUCCUGAAACACAAGACCAACUAGAAUGGCGGAGGCGGAUUCUCUUUGCAUACUAUGUGUACUACUGUAAGUCCACAUUUGGGCAUAAGCCACAACUUUUCCCCCACUUUGUUCUUUCAGACAUUUUGUUCUUGUGCCAAGAAUAUCAAAUUUCUUUUUUAUACCAAAUAAAAAUAUAACUAUAAAACAGUGCUGUAAACAGAAUAAGUAAGAUACAGUGUGCUUCUGAGAGUAGGAACUGUGAAUGUCUGUGUACUGGUGUCAGCACUUGUAGGGCAGUACAUUGUUUUUAUGUAAUAACCUAAUUUAGCUUUCCAAAGACACUUCACCUUAGCCACAGUGAGCCUUCUUAGGAAAAUCACUGGUGCAGUAUAUUUAUUUCAUGCCUUUUUUUCAACUGAAAUACAGUUGUGCUGCAUUUAAGUCCACUGCUUUUGAUUUGAUGUCAAGUUGGAUACCUAUAGGUAUUGCAGUUUCAGAUUUAAAUAAACAUGGACUGUCUUUUUAAACAAAUGUUGAUAGCUGUUUUUUAAAUGUUUUAUUAUGAUUAAAUAUGCCUCAAAUUAUGCACUGAAAUGUUUUAAAACUUGGCAAAAUCAUACACCUGUAUAUUUGAA
This is a messenger RNA of Electrophorus electricus (electric eel), 2409 nucleotides long. RefSeq names its product refilin B (gene rflnb). Gene Ontology annotation, cellular component: actin filament bundle. The record is from RefSeq and is a predicted model, not a curated record. NCBI's taxonomy places the organism in Eukaryota, Metazoa, Chordata, Actinopteri, Gymnotiformes, Gymnotidae. Gene Ontology annotation, molecular function: filamin binding. Gene Ontology annotation, biological process: negative regulation of chondrocyte development; negative regulation of bone mineralization involved in bone maturation; actin filament bundle organization.